AUGUCUCCUAAGCCAAUUUUGAUCACUGCCACUCUCUCUGUCGACAUGAGUGUAUUGGGCUUACACAGCAGUAAAAAACAGAAGACCACAUUGCCACAAAAGAGGAAGAGGACUAAUCCAGUUGUGAGCAAGGCUUCUCAGUUUGAAAAGCUCAUCACAACUACUCUUCCAAGUGGCAACCUCAGAGAAGCAGUAAAACUACCUCCUGGUGAAGACAAAAACGAGUGGUUAGCUAUCAACACUGUAGAUUUCUACAACCAAAUAACCAUUUUGUACGCUACUCUCGAAGAGUUCUGUACAACCACCACUUGCCCUAUCAUGAAUGCUGGAUCCAGAUAUGAGUAUAGAUGGGCUGAUGGAGUUACUAUAAAGAAGCCUAUUGCGGUUUCAGCUCCUGAAUACAUUGAAUAUCUCAUGAAUUGGAUUGAAUAUCAGAUCGAUGAUGAAACCAUCUUUCCGCAAAAAACUGGAGAGCCAUUCCCACCAAACUUUGAGGAUUACGUGAAGAAGAUUCUGAAAAGGUUGUUUCGGGUUUAUGCACACAUUUAUCAUUCUCAUUUUCAUAAGAUUGUGAGUCUCAAGGAAGAAGCUCAUCUUAACACUUGCUUCAAACAUUUUGUUCUCUUCAUAUCUGAGUACAAGUUGGUGGAUAAAGCACAGUUGGAUCCUCUUAAGGAUUUUGUGGAACAUGUUUUGCAACCAUAG
This is a messenger RNA of Arabis nemorensis, 705 nucleotides long. NCBI's taxonomy places the organism in Eukaryota, Viridiplantae, Streptophyta, Magnoliopsida, Brassicales, Brassicaceae. The record is from the annotation of a GenBank genome assembly.